AUGUCCGACCGCAAAGCCGUGAUAAAAAACGCCGACAUGUCCGAAGAAAUGCAGCAAGACGCCGUCGACUGCGCGACGCAGGCCAUGGAAAAGUACAACAUCGAAAAGGACAUCGCCGCGUUCAUCAAGCGCGAGUUUGACAAGAAGUAUAACCCGACUUGGCAUGCGAUCGUCGGGAGGAACUUUGGGAGUUAUGUUACGCAUGAGACUAAGCACUUUAUAUACUUCUACCUCGGCCAAAUCGCAAUUCUGCUGUUCAAAUCCGGAUAG
Messenger RNA from Fimicolochytrium jonesii, 270 nucleotides. Its product is annotated as cytoplasmic dynein light chain 2. The coding region runs from base 1 to 270 and encodes 89 amino acids. Lineage: Eukaryota; Fungi; Chytridiomycota; Chytridiomycetes; Spizellomycetales; Powellomycetaceae. The transcript has 2 exons. The record is from RefSeq and is a predicted model, not a curated record. Gene Ontology annotation, biological process: cilium assembly; microtubule-based process. Gene Ontology annotation, cellular component: cytoplasmic dynein complex. Gene Ontology annotation, molecular function: dynein intermediate chain binding; dynein light intermediate chain binding.